GUCAACCGCACGAUCCAGUUACUGUAGCUGCCUGCUGCAAUGAAAAUAUCUUCGUUGGUGGGUGGAUAUAUCGGCCCAGUUCCAUCAUUUUCCCCCCAAACAGUGACUGACACCGUAGGAGACUGGGAGUGCGAGUAGGCUACGCGAGUCCUUGAGCUUUCCAGCAAGGAGAAGAUGAAAUGGAGAAAGUGGUAUCUGGAGUCUUAUCUGAUUCAAUAAGAGUAAAGAGCGUGUGGAUACCAAAGGAGAUGCUUUGAUCACAUUAAGAGAUUAUGUGGUACUGUUUCACUCUCCGCACAAGGUAAAAGCAAGCCUCCGAAGAAGACAUGUGGCGGAUAUUAUGGCAUACAGCCUGCAUACGCCUCUCAGGAGCCAACAGCUGGCCACCUCGUACCAUCCUGUAGAUGGCCCCCCUCUGCUUGAGCUCCAUGCACCUCACGCAACAUACCUUUUGACUUCAUGAAGAUCCCUGACAUCGGUGAUGUAAUGAAUAAAUUUGAAGUCCUUGGGAUUGUGGGUGAAGGUGCCUAUGGUGUUGUUUUGAAGUGUCGACACAAGGACACCAAUGAAAUUGUGGCCAUUAAGAAGUUCAAGGACAGUGAAGAAAAUGAGGAGGUUAAAGAAACAACACUGCGGGAGCUCAAGAUGCUCCGCACCCUCAAGCAGGAGAAUAUUGUGGAGUUGAAAGAGGCCUUCCGCAGAAGAGGAAAGCUCUAUCUUGUCUUUGAGUAUGUGGAGAAGAACAUGCUUGAGCUGCUUGAGGAGUUACCCAAUGGUGUGCCGACUGAGAAAGCGCGCAGCUACAUCUACCAGUUAAUCAGAGCAAUUCACUGGUGCCAUAAGCAUGACAUAGUUCACCGGGACAUAAAGCCAGAAAACCUUCUCAUCAGCGCCGAAGACGUCCUCAAGUUAUGUGACUUCGGCUUUGCACGUAAUCUCUCUGAGGGGACUGAUGCCAAUUACACCGAGUAUGUGGCCACUAGAUGGUACCGCUCUCCAGAGCUCCUGCUCGGGGCUCCUUACGGGAAGGCAGUGGACAUGUGGUCAGUGGGCUGCAUCUUAGGAGAGCUGAGUGACGGGCAGCCUCUGUUCCCGGGAGAGAGUGAGAUUGACCAGCUCUUUACCAUCCAGAAAGUGUUGGGACCCCUGCCACCGGAACAGAUGAAGCUGUUCUAUAACAACCCCCGCUUUCAUGGGCUACGGUUCCCUGCUGUGAAUCACCCCCAAACCUUGGAGCGAAGAUAUCUGGGAAUUAUCGGCGGAGCCCUGCUGGACCUGUUAAAGAAUCUGCUAUUGCUGAACCCGACGGAACGCUUUCUCACAGAGCAGAGCUUAAACCACCACGCCUUCCAGACCCUGCGGCUGGUGGAGCGGCCCGGCCCACCCACACCUACACCUGUACGCUCCUCCAAGAGAAAACCUCACCAUGGAGACAACACCACCCCCAGCAGGAGCCAUGGGGGAAAGAGCUCAGGAAGCCACCGCUCCAGCAGCAGAGAGUGCUCAAGCUUGCCCCGGCACGAAGACCUCCAUCCCAGCAACGAUGGCUUUCUCAAUGGCAACCUGCCUGCAGCAAUCAACCUCAGUCCCACUCUGCAUCCCAAGAACUACCAGCCGCAGAUCUACAACCAUUCCACCUCGUGCAACAUGGACCUGGCCAGCAGCAACCUGCCUCAUCUGCUCAGCCCUGGGGAAGCCAAGAGCAAGGGCGACUUUGAGAUGAAUCUGGGGUCCAAGGUGUCCGACGGCCCCGGAGCCAAGUACCUCAAAUCCAACUUUCGCUUACAGCAGAACCGCCAUUCUUUUGUGGAGGGGAAGACCAACACGCUUCAAUCGGGGGAGAAACACAGUCGGCACAGCUACAUGGAGUCCCACAGCUCCACGCCCUCCACCUCCAAGUUCGCCUACCUGAACUUGUCCAAGAGCUAUGGCACACUUAGCGAUGCCAAGUCAGUGGGGAACUUAAAUGAUGUGCAUCUUUAUGCUGAUGAGCCCACAUCUCGCUAUUUUCCCUCAAGCUGCCUCGACCUUACAGCCCCGAGCAGCCCAGCACCCCGCCGGGUGGACAGACUAGGACCUGGCACAGCUGGCAGAGGAAGCAUGCGCUCUGAAAGAGAGAGCAACACCCUGGACUCGUCCUACAGGCGCUCCUCCACCCGCCACAAGUCCUCAGAGGAGGCCAAGUCGCCAGAUGCCCUGGAUCCUGGGGAAAGUGGCGUCGAAAGGAGCCACGCUCACUCUCUGUCAGCCCCACACGACCCUCUGUCUUAUGGUCAGGGAUACACCAGCCCCUUCUCCUCCCAGCAGCGGCCGCACCGCCACUCUAUGUAUGUACGGAGGGACCACCAGAGGACACACGGGGCAGAGGAGGGGCUGGCGGUGGGACAGGGCGUGCCCACAAGAGCCAGCAGCCUCCAACUAUUGUCUCCGCAGCUGCAGCACCGCACGCUGCCUCGCCACUCUGGGGGCUCCUCCAGAGAAGAAGACAUGAGUAGGAGCGAACAGGCACCCACUGAGGUCACCCACAGCAGACCCCCAAUAAGGGACUCCACAAGGGACAACACCGCAUCUUUUCACACACAGCGGCAAAAAAGCGAGGUUGGCUUAUAUCAUGACCAGCAAACAGAAGAUGGGGGCUCUUCCAAAGAGAACCGUAACAUCUACAGCGAAUCCAUGCCUAGGAGGGUUGGCAGCUUCUACAGAGUCCCUUCUCCCCGGCCAGACAACUCCUUCCAUGAUAGCAGGGGUCAAAGCCGGGGCUCUGGCCUGUCCGGGGAUGGCACAGGUUUGACGAACCACUCCAAACGUCAGCCGGCAUUCGACCCCUGGACUGGCCCAGAUACUGUAGUGUUGAAUCCCUCUGAGCCAUCCAAAGAAAAGGAGAAGCAGGGUUUCUUCAGAGCAAUAAAGAAGAAAAAGAAAAAAGCCCAAAUGAUGCAAGUCCCUGAUGGAAGGCCUCCUGUCAUCAAGAAAUGUCUUUUCCCUCUGUUUAGCCCAAAGAGUAACAUAAAGCAUAGUUCCUCAGUGAGAGUCCUCCCUGUAGUGUCUUCUCCCAUGGUUCCUAGUGAAGGGGUGGAGACAGUCGUCCAGAAGUCCUCCAGGUCCUCUGGUCAUCAGAGCAGCCGCCACAGGACCCGUGACAAAAGCAGAGACCGGGACCAAGAGCGAGACCGAGACAGGGACAAGGACUGGCCACCUGAGAAACUGUCCGAUUCACACUCUCCGAGUCAGCCCUUGAAGUCUCUGCGCAAACUUCUGCACCUUUCGUCCUCGUCCUCCAACCAGACCGCACCGUCUGAUAUGCGCUACCAGCCGCUGCCUAAUCCAGCCUCUUCUCAAGGUGGUUUCACAGAAGGCCGGGGUCACUCAGGGGUUAGCACGCCCCAGCUGAAGAGCCGACAGACAGCCUACCCGCUACCCGGACAGCUGGAGUCUGGCUGGCACACGUCCGCCCUGGGCCGCCCUGAGGGCAACCCCUACCCGGAGCAAAUGAGCAUCAAGGGAGGCCAGAAUGGGCACGGCUUCGGACGCCCCUCCAGGUCUCGUAUGCCAAACCUCAAUGACCUGAAAGAGACGGCUCUGUGAUCUUCAUCACCCUACAGCUCUCAGAUCCACUUCAGACUCCUCCGUUUCCCCUCUGUUUCUCCUACACGUCCCUUGCGUAACAGUACACCUCCUGAAUACACACACACAUAAAAAACACAGAUACCAGACCUUCAGUUUUAAACACUGCUUGCGAAUAGGCCAAAAGCCUUUUUAUGUCUUCAUUUUUUUUAAAGCUUCCAUGUUUGAUAUACUUUAUAUUAUUACUUCUGUAAUUCUGAUUAUAAUUUGUAUUAUAAAGUAAAUAUAUUACAAAUUAAAUAUAUAUAAAUGGAUAGAUAAAGCGUAGAUUUUAAGUGUAAGUAUUUUUGUUUCUAUUCGAUAUAGAAAUAUAGUACAUUUUACUGCGUAGUAUUUCCUUAAGAUCAUCUAAGGCAUUCUAAACAAAUAAAGUUUUAUCAGUUGUUACAAUAGAAAAGAGUAAUGUCAGUAACUUUGCAUUGUGUUCAUCUCACCAAGGAUUGUAACUCCAAGCUGUCUUGCCUUUGGAUGUGCUCUGUCAUACUGGACACAGACGCUCAAACGUGCAACUGUCAAGUCAAGUCAAAACUGUCUUGUUCUUGAAAAUAUAGCUGUUGUGCAGUUUUUCUGAGUUGGCACUGACAAUCUAUAAAGCUUAAAUCUAUGUGUUCUUUUUCAGGGUAUUUAGGUUUUUAUGUCUUUUUGUAAUGCAGCCAUUUUAGACACUAUGGUGCCAUAAACUAACAGAAAUCGAACCUACAUCGCCCUCUGUAGGAGAUAAUAAAGCACUGCAGCUACUGUCUUAUGACAUUACAUGCACUAACAUUUAGGCACUGACUUUUCAUGCCCAAUAUGUGUAGAUCACCAUUUAGAUAUAUAUUAUAAAAAAGACGUUAUACAAUUAAAACUAUUGUUACACCUCACUCAUCUCAAAUAGAACACACACAGUAACUGUUCCUUAUACAGACUAUACCAACAACCCUUUUGGUAGUAAUGUAAUCAAAACUAAUUUACUUAAAUGUUUAUUAAUAUAAAAGUGUCAUGAAGCACCCUUAUGGAUGAUUUAUACAGUAGUAAAACCUUGAAACUUGUCCUGCUUCAAGCAAACUUCAAAAAGGACAUGGAAAAGGACAUAUGGAGAUCCUGAAGGAUGUGAUUCUCUAUGAUAACUUCCCUCCAGGAUUCAAGGAAGUCUGUUUUUCUCACUUAAAGAUUUCACAUAAGCAUCUUCCAAGUGGUUCUACUUGUUUAAUCAGUUAAAGAAAUGUACAAAUACAUCCCAAAUAUUACAUAAAAUUUAACUGCUGUAAAGAUUUCACUUGUAAAACCUAAAUUGCAAGGAUUUUUUCCCCCUAAUCAUUGUUAGAAAGUAAUUUUUACAGCAGCUAGAGGAACACAAAAGCCAUUCUGGGUGUACAAGUGCAGUGGUCCCCAGUAACGUCAGUUGAACUUAAUUGUACCCCUUUAUCAACACCGCCCAUCAUGUUACAAAUGUGUGUUUGAAUUGAUCAUGAACUGGAUGUUAUUUAACACAACUGAUUAUAUAAAAGUAUAUUAUUACAGUGUGUUUAAUACAGGUGAACGGUCAAUGAUUAGUUGAGUUUACAUUUGUAUUGCUCCCACUUGUAGUGGCAGAAGCUGGUUGAAAAACACCCAUUUAUUCAUCCAUUACUCUUAGCUGUUUCAUCCAUGUAUUUAUUACUACUCUUAGUUUUUAACUAUUUCAACUGUUUAUCCAUUUAUGUUAGCUUUUUCACCAUUUGUCCAUUACUUUCUCGCUAGCUAUUUCAACUGUUUGUUACAUUUAGCUAUUUUAGCUAUUUCCCCAAGACUUUUACACUAACCAUUUCAACAGUUUAUCCAUUGAUUUCAGCUAUAUUUUUAAACCAUUUAUUCAUUACUUUGAACUAUUUGGACUGUUUAUCCAUUAACCCUUAAGUACAUGUUUAGACUAUCUUCCUUGCUAACUUUUCACACACUUUCAGUCGCAACACGUGUCAAUGUGUCAACAGGUGUCAGCUGCUCUACAGUCUUUCCAUGUCAUCCCUUGAAACCCCCUGUUUUCACAUGUACCUGGUUGGGAAUCACUGUACUAGUGUAUUUUUAACUGAUUGCACAUACUGAGCCACUUGGGUCAAGCUUUUGAGACAUCUUACUAUAGAACCACAGUGGGGGCAGAGGCUCUGCACUGUAACAUCGUUUUCUGUCUGGGAUAAAGUGCCAUGUAAUAGCUUGGCAGAAAUAAAUCCUAAGCUUUUUAAUGUUGCACUUUGAAGAGACUUUGUGGCUCAGCAAUAUUUCUCUGACUCUGUAAAUUCUUCCUCACUUCAUAUUCAUCAUGUGCACAGUGUGUGAAGACUGAAACAAAGGGGCCUGAGGCUCCCACACUAACACACUCUGUCCAAACAUGACCGUAUCGUAUUGUGUAUUGUGCAUCUGUAAGGACUGUGCACACUCUGUAUUUCACACAAUACAUUUCUCUCUUUGGAUUAUUGUUUUGCUGAAGGAGCACUGUGUAUUAUAUUAAUACUGAUGUGUGACUACUUGUUUGGUAAUAUUUAUAACAGAAGAUGUUUAUCAACUGUUUAAAUGAAAUCAAGUAUUAAGUUUGUGCUUUUAUUACAGACACAAAUUAGUAGCAUAGUCAGUGUUUAUCUGCUUUUUUUUUCCACAGAGCAUUUACAUGAGAACAUAAACCCACAAAUGAAUGCUUAACAAUUUUAGAAUAUUCAUGUUUACAUAUGUAACAGUAAAUCUCAAAUAAAACAAACUCCUUUGAUUUGACUCUUAA
Messenger RNA from Micropterus dolomieu (smallmouth bass), 6355 nucleotides. Its product is annotated as cyclin-dependent kinase-like 5. Gene Ontology annotation, molecular function: ATP binding; protein kinase activity. Gene Ontology annotation, cellular component: nucleus; dendrite cytoplasm. The record is from RefSeq and is a predicted model, not a curated record. Gene Ontology annotation, biological process: positive regulation of axon extension; regulation of dendrite development; protein phosphorylation. The coding region runs from base 460 to 3585 and encodes 1041 amino acids. The transcript has 20 exons. Lineage: Eukaryota; Metazoa; Chordata; Actinopteri; Centrarchiformes; Centrarchidae.